AUUUUUUACUGUUGAUUUUCGAUUAUACGUCAACGAUCUUUGACAAUCGAUUUCUGAUUAUCGAUUUUUGCAGUUGAUUUUCUAAUACCUACACGCGAUCUUUCGUCACGUGAUUAGGCCUCCCCUUACACACGUGGCACACACACAUUGACUUCAAACACGUUGUUCCUUGAGCCAUGGCCUCUCGAUCUUCUCUGUCUGCUAGCGACAUCCAGAAGGCCAAGGAAGCAAUGGAAGUCCUUGGGCGUCUUGUUGAUAGUGCUGGUCCGUCGGGAGCUAGAAAUGAUCCUUCUACUUCCAGUAUUGGAGAUGAAACCAAGAAAGUUGUAGGACUCGCAGAUGAUGCAAUGGAUGUGCUUAGAAGAAUGAAAGCUGGUGUGAAGGCUGAGCAAGUCAGGGCCACCAAAAGACAAUCCAAACAAGAAGUAACUAAGCUCUUCAAUUAUGCCACUCCUGCAAAGCGCAAGAAGAAAGUAAAGGCUUCCACUGAGUGGAAACAUAAGUUCUCUUGUUUGGCCUAUCGCGGGCAGAUACGUAUUCCUACUACGGAUGUGGAAAAAGAUGAUCUUUUGCAAGCAGGGCUAGGUGAAAAAGAGAUUUCUUUCCAUGACAUGAAUGCCAGUGCCGAGGAAUUUCGAGAUAUUAUCUGUGGAGAGUUCCCUCAAUUGAAGAAAGCGGGAGGUUUUCAACUAUGUAAAUGCAAACCAAAUUCAAGAGAGCUGGAAAUACUGUCUACAUUUGCUCACGAUUGCCCUGGAAACUUGAAACAGAGAGUAGGCAAUGCGAAGACGUACAUUCGUCCCCUUCAGAAAGAUAUGGACCUUAGUGUCGUCUUUAACCUUCCAGAUGGGCCUGAGGAUGAGUGUCUCACUUGUGGUACCUAUUUGCCACUCAUGGAGCUAGAAAAUCAUGUGAAAGAGUGUGAAAAAGCUUACAGUGAUUCCAAACAACAAAAGCAGCCCAAGAAUGAGGACAAGGCAAAAUGUGAGGUUAUUGAUGUUGAUGAGACAAGUCCAUCACCUGUCCUUGAAGUGCAUUUUGUGACCCAUGAGAAAAGUCCAUCACCUGUCCUCCCUGAAGUGCAUUUUGUGACCCAUGAGAAAAGUCCAUCACCUGACCUCCCUAAAAUGCAUUUUGGCAAUCACAAUGAUAUGGAAGAGGAAAUGGUGCAGGCUGCCAUGCAACAAAGCUUAACUGCUUCUGAUUAUACUGCUUCUUCACUAUUGGGAAAAUUUUUCUCGUGGAAAGUCCAGAAAAAUGAUCCUCUUUGUCUUGACAUUCGGCGGGAAUUUGUGGUUUGUGAUGCGAUACGUGAAGCCAAAAAAAGAAAUUCUCUGUCAAUAAGUGACGUUUGUUGGGGAAGGAGCAGUAGACAGUGGUGGCCCACGAAGAGAGUUUUUUCGCUUGUUGGCGUCAGAAGCUUCAAACACGCUCUUCAUUGGAAAUGUUACAGCAAAGUUUUUUGUAAUGAAUGCUCAAGCUCUUCAGAGUGAACACUACAAGUUUCUUGGGCAGUAUACUGUCAUGAGCAUAUCUCAGGGAGGUUGCGGCAUGCCAUUUAUGGCUACUCCCGUGUAUGAGUACAUCUCCACUGGGAAAUUGUCAGCGUCAGUCCAAGUGCCACUUCAC
Messenger RNA from Halichondria panicea, 1629 nucleotides. RefSeq lists its product as uncharacterized. NCBI's taxonomy places the organism in Eukaryota, Metazoa, Porifera, Demospongiae, Suberitida, Halichondriidae. The record is from RefSeq and is a predicted model, not a curated record. The coding region runs from base 177 to 1493 and encodes 438 amino acids. The transcript is spliced from 9 exons.